Messenger RNA from Macroventuria anomochaeta, 939 nucleotides. RefSeq lists its product as uncharacterized. NCBI's taxonomy places the organism in Eukaryota, Fungi, Ascomycota, Dothideomycetes, Pleosporales, Didymellaceae. The transcript is spliced from 2 exons. The record is from RefSeq and is a predicted model, not a curated record. Bases 103 to 663 code for a protein of 186 amino acids. Gene Ontology annotation, cellular component: membrane.
CUCACCGCGAGGUGUAGCGGAGUCACGGCGCUUAGCUUGCAAUCUUACAACCUCUUAUGCGCCUGCACGACGUACCUUGCAACUACCAUUGUCGACCACAAAAUGUCAGCUCUUAUCACCGCCAUCAUCUAUUGCAUCACAGGUGCUUCGUCGGAGGACAAACCCUACCCAGACGAGAAGCAAGCGCUCAUCCAUACCCGCCACGCUCGCCCACUCGACGAAGUCGUAGUAGAUGUGGUUAACGCCAUACUGCGCGCCGAGAAGGCCGGCGCAGGACUGAAAGCCGAGCUUGAAGCCAUCGUCGGUCCAUACGGAUGGAAGGAGUAUCUGGCGGAGAAGGUGCUGGAGAAGCUGGGUGCUGCCUUGCAAGGUGCGCAUGACAAACUUGGCCCUGCGAUCCGCGACGCGUACCACAAGGUAUGGGAAGUUGCAAAUGAGAUCGAGGGCUUUGUCAUUCAGCAUCCCGUCAUGUGCACCAUCAUCGCGCUCGGCGUUCUCGUCGUCAUUGCGCCUUGGGUAGUUGAAGCGUUGGGCUUCGCGGAGCUAGGACCCGUGAAAGGCUCCUUCGCAUCCUGGUGGCAGAUAUCGUACGGCGGCUUGGUGCCCAAGGGUUCGCUAUUCUCUUUCUUCCAGCGCUUGGGCAUGGUGGGGUUGUGGCAUUGACCACCUCCCGGCAUGACCUUUAGGGGUACCGGUGCUGCAUCGUACGAUGAUGCGUGCGGAGGCGAAGAUGAGCCAGGGACGGAUAUUGAGUCAAGAUCGAAAUCCGAUGCCGAAGUCCAAUGUCCUCGGAAGAUAAAGUCGGGUCACGAAGUUUCCUCCAGGUUUUCUUUUUGCAUGACCUUCUUUUUACACAAUUGCGUCCACGAAUCGGGCCAUCAGUCUACAAAUGAACGUUAGAGCUUAAAGGAUUCAUCGAAUCAAUAAGUUUUUGCUGAG